AUGCCCCAGCUACCAUCGAGCUUUGCCUCUGCCGCUGCCGGCCAGAACCGUGACUCCAGAGGCACCGGCCGAAGCGAUUUGGGCCGCGGCUCUGGAAGUGGUGAAUGGCCUCGCUCCAACGGCACCAGAACAUUUCGCCGCUCCUCGACCACUCCCUUCAAUCAGUCUGCCACUGCCAGCACGACCGACGUGUCGCAGACCUCGGCCCCGACGACUUCUGCAGCCACCACGACUACCUCUACCACUGCCACAACCGACCUCCCUGCUCAGACCACACAAUCCCAGAGCCAGACCACCGCAGCCGAUUCCAACGGCCCGCGGUAUACUCGAGAGGAGCUGCUGGAUAUCUAUCGCAACCACGUCGAGAGUGCCCCUCCGCAAACUGACACGACGAGUCUUUUCAUGCCAAAUUGGAAUCCAAACCAGGUCAACGGUAGCGCCACUGGCGCCAGCCAGCCUCGAGCAUGGGGUAAAGCCGCUGAUUCAGGCCCCGUGCCCCAGGACCCGACUGUUUGUUGGGACUCCAAUGGCACCGUCAAACCCAUCAGUCUUGAGGCCAUGUCGCCUGAGGAGCGUGAGAUCUUUGCUACCGACGUGAAUUCGACCUUGAAACCGCCCCAGCAAAAGAAUCAACAGAACCAGCAAGACGGUAAUCCGGCUAAUGGUCGCAAGGCUUCGGUUAGCCUGGGCAGUAAUGCCAACUACCAAAUCUCGUCACCCUCGACUGCUUCCCGUCCAAAUACCCGUCGUCGCGAGACUGCCGACACCAAUCCCUUUCCUACCAGCUCGACUGCCUCGCCGACUGCUAGCCGCUUUGCUCGAGAUGAACCGUGGAUUCGCCGCGGUACUGACUUGAAGGAGUCCAUUACGGAUGAGCCCGAGGAGGAUGCCAGCGCGCAGGCCACCACACCGGCUCGAAAUCAGCCGUUCAGUGCCCUGCGCAGCAACACUACGGGUGGCACGCCGGCGUUUGGCGGUGGGUCUGCUUCACUCUGGGGUACGACUGGCGCUUUUGGUAGUUUUGCUCUGCCGACUCCUGUCCUUGGGGACAAGCGUUUCGGCGCUGGCGGCAGUCGUCUUGCUCACCUGAUCCCGAAGGACUCGUCUGAUAAUACGGUCUCGGCUGCUACGACAAAGUCCAGCGAUGCUCCGACCUGGCGUCCCCGUCCUCGUACCGACACGGAUCCCUUUUCCGCUGACGACGCCCCUCCUACGGCUAGCGCUUUGCUGGGCGGUAGUCGCAGUAACAGCCCCCCUCAUACUGCGGCUGCUCCGGCUCAGCGUAACGUCUUCGACACUCCCGUUAAGGGCGGCAGUGCCGGUGACUUUGGCAUGUCAGCCCUGAGCCUAGGUGGUGCUGGUGAUGCCAAUGGCCCCAUCAGCCCGUCUGAGACGAACCCCUAUCGCAGCCCCAUUGCUGAUCGCGGUGAGAACCCAGGCGACCUUGACGACAAACUCGGCCAACCUGCUUCUAGUACCGACCAGCCGUCUGGGUUUGGCGCUCUCCCUCGCUCGUUCGGUGCUUCCGCAUUCGACGCCACUGAUAGGAGCCAGACAUCUAGCGUUGGUGCUAAGGGCUUCGGCGGUGUCCAUCCGUUGUCGGGCUGGCCUGCCGGUCCGGUUUUGAGCACUCCAGACCGCGAGCGCGCCCCGUUCCAGAGCGCCUUUGGUAACAAUAUCUUUAGUCCUCUGAACGAACUAUCAUCUCCUAGCCUAGGCGGUCUUGGCGGCGUGUUUGGCGCUCCCGGCGCAUCGCGACUCGGCCGUAGUGGCAGCAAGCUCGAGUCUCUCUUCCCGCCUGCCAUGCAAGCUCAAAUGCAUGGCCAUGACCAGGACGGUACUCAUGGCCUCAGUGGCGAUUCUGCGUCUGACUUGCGCCAGCCCAACCCUCUUGGUGCCAUCGGUCGUGGCCCCAUUGGCGUUCAACCCCGCGACACUGGCAGCCCUGGGCGCUCUGUCCGCAGCGGUUUCGACGACGUCUACCAGGGCUCAACUGCCGAACAAGGCCAGCCUGGUCUCACCUCGACGGCCUCUCAGCCCCAGUCCUUCACCACAACUUCCGGUACCUCGUUCCCGUCUGGCCAGUCUACUGCUGAGCCGACUCCCGUCCGGACCAUGGUCAUGCCCGACCGCAUGCGUUGGGUUUACCUGGAUCCUCAGGGCUGCGUCCAGGGCCCGUUCAGCGGUUUGGAGAUGCACGACUGGUACAAGGCCAACUUCUUUACGCCAGACCUGCGCGUCAAGCGUGUUGAGGAUCCCAAUUUUGAACCCCUCGGUCAGUUGAUUCGCCGCAUCGGUAACUCUCGCGAGCCCUUCCUUGUUCCUCAGAUGGGUAUCCCGCACGGCCCGCCGCCGGCUCCUGGCCCCUUCUCAAACGAGGCCGUGCCCCCUCUUCAGAGCGCGUUCCCGUCCUUUGGUCGCACGCUUACUGCCCAACAGCAGAACGAGCUAGAACGUCGCAAGCAGGAAGAGCAGAUGUUCCAUGCCCGCCAGCGCGAGUUGGCCGCUCACCACGCGGCGUUUGGCCGUCUCCCUCCUUUCCAGCCCGGCAUCCCUGGUUUGCACCAUCAGUCGAGCAUGCACAGCCUUCAAAGCCAACCUAGCUUCGGCAACUUGACGAACCCUUUGGGCAUGGGCGGUCCUCAGCUCCCCCUUGGCCCCAUCGGACCCGCCGGUGGCUUCUUCGACAGCGCCAUGGGUCAAGCUCCCGCACCGGGCCCCAUUGGCCCAUCUGAUAUCUUUUCUCCCGAUUUGAACUUUAACGAGAGGCAGAUGCUGGCGAGCAUGCAGGGUCUAGGCGGCAUGCCUGGCAUGUUCCCGGCCACGAGUGCCUCCACUGCAUCUCAGGCUGUGGGUGCUCCGGCCACAACAGGUGAGAUUAGCUCUCUGCGCGCCAAUCUCCCCAGUAUCGAUCAGCUUCAGAAGGACGAGGAAGGUUUCAGUGAACGGCUAAAGGAAUUCCAUCGCUUGCGUGCUCAGUUCGAUGCCGAAGAGGCCGCUGCUGAAGCUGCUGCCGCCGCCGCCGCCGCUGCGGCGCCGACCGGCACGACCCCCGCCGCCCCGGGCGCCUCUGUCCCCCGGCCGAUCGCCCCUAUUGCUGCUCCUACCGAGGUGAAGGAGGAAGCUCCGUCUCCCAAGGAAGAGCCGGCUCCUCAGCCCCAACCUCCGACCGCUAAGGAGGCUGCCCCUCAGCCUGAGCCGACCACGACCGCGACUCCUGCAUCGGCCACUACUGCUCCUGCGACUGCUACGUCAUCCAAAAAGUCUGCCCAGCCCUCUGAGCCAACCCUCACCGAGAAGGUACGCAAGACUCAGGCCGAGAAUGCCAAGUCUCAGCAGUCGCAGGCUUCCGACCUUCCCAAGCCCUUCCCGCCGCCGAUCCAGCCGACUCCUCAGCGUCCGGCCUCGAACUUUGCUGCUCGCCUCGGCGAGCGUUCUGCUACCGGCACUCCCGAUACCACUCCUGAUACUCCUGCUCUUGCUCCUCCCCCCACAGCUCCGUGGGCCCCUCAGCCUGGCCAGGAGCCGCCUAAAGGCCCCAGCCUGAAGGAGAUUCAAGAGGCCGAGGCUCGCAAGGCUGCUAAGAAGGAAGAGGCUGCUGCUGCUGCUCGCCGUGCUGCUCUUGAGCAGGAGGCUGCUGCUAUUCGUGAGCGUGAGCGUGCUGCUGCCACUGUAGCUUCUGGUCUCCCUCCCCACAGCACCUGGGGCACUGGUUCGCCAUCCAACGCUGCUGGUGGUAGCCCCUGGAAGCAGCCUGGCGGUAAGGCUGGUGGCGCUGCUGCAGCUCCCAAGAAGACCCUCGCCGAGAUCCAGCGCGAGGAAGAGCUGCGCAAGCAAAAAGCCAAGGAGGCUGCUGCUGCGGCCCAAGCCAACGCUGCUCAAGCCUCUGUUAUGGGGAAACGCUAUGCUGAUCUCGCUGGUAAGGGUACUGCUUCUCCCAGCCCUUCUUCUGCGGCUGCGGCUGCGGCAGCCCAAGCCAACCAGGGUGGUGCCUGGGCUACUGUUGGUCCCGGCGGCAAGGUCAAGAUUCCCACCGGUCCUGCUGCUCAGAACCGUGCUGCAAGUGUUGUCAACGCAAAGCCCACCCCUCCCCCGGCUGCUUCCAAGCCGGCCGCUAAGCCUGCUCAGACUUCACUCAAAGAUGCCAAGGCCCAGGCCAUGGAGGAGUUCAAGAAGUGGCUGCACCGCGAGCUCUCCCGCGGCCUUAUUGGGGUUGCCGACAUCGACCAGUUCGCGGCCACUCUGCUCGAGAUGCCUCUCGACUCAACCAUCCUGGCCGAGGCGGUUUACAGCUACAGCACCACCAUGGACGGGCGCCACUUCGCUGAGGAGUUUGUCCGCCGCAAGAAGCUCGCUGACAAGGGUAUUGUCGAAAAAGACCCUGUCAGCGCCAUCAGCACCCCAAACAAUAGUGGCUGGAACGAGGUGGCUAAGAAGGGAAACAGCAAUCAUAAUAAUGCGCUUAAGGAUGAGGUGCCCGGCUUUAGGGUCGUGAGCAAGAAGAAGGGAAAGAAAUAA
Molecule: messenger RNA, 4518 nt
Organism: Thermochaetoides thermophila DSM 1495
Lineage: Eukaryota; Fungi; Ascomycota; Sordariomycetes; Sordariales; Chaetomiaceae
Exons: 3
Coding region: 1-4518 (1505 amino acids)
Molecular function (GO): protein binding
Source: RefSeq, a predicted model, not a curated record